AUGAGUGAUGUUGACACUGUCCCCUCGCUGCCAGCUGCUCUGGAUCCCGGACAACAAAACGCGUUUGCUGUCAAGGUGAAUAGUCAGCCUGCUUUGGGGCCGCCCUCCCCAAGGAGGACGUCGAAUCCGACUGCUCCUCGCGGUGAGGAUGCUCCGGCUAAGGAGGUAGAUUCCGCUCCUGGGGACGGUGACGGUCCCCCAAGCCCCAAGGCCGAUUCGGAGGCCGAAACCAUAAUUCAGUCCGGGCGCGAGUCUCUGUCUCCAGAGAAACGACGAAAAUUUAUCAAACAUGAACCGAAACGACGUGACGAUGGUAAUGAACGUGUUGGCGACAACGAACUGCCCCCAAGUGAUGUUCAGGUGAGGAAGAGCAAGCCUGUGGAUGAUGAUAGUCAUGAUAGAAGCGACCGUGAAGCGCGCCCGCCGAGCCCGCCGCAGAGAGAAGCGUCACCGUCCAUCGUGAAGGUAGAGAAACAGGACGAUUCCCAGUCUGUAUCUAACAGGUCCGAGACUACCAGAACCUCGAGGAAGCGAAGUUUUAGUGAGAGUAUUGAUGGAGAGUCGGAUAUUGGUCGACGUGGACGGCACAGGGACUCGCCCGUUCGCAGUCGUGAGGAACAUAUUCUGAGCAAUGGACCUACGCUCCCUCGACCCGCAUCCACCGAUCGUUCUGUCUCCCCUGUUCGCCAGACUCACAAGCGCACUGCGUCUGGACCGCAACUUACCAACGGGAAAAAGAAGAAGGCACCGACGCCCCUGGUUACGGGUUUCCAAAGGCAAGGCUCCGAAGAUCGACUGUCCGUUUCAUCAGCAAAUGGAUCUCCCCAUCCAAGUGCGUAUGUCCGGAAGCUAGCCUCAGUUGAUGGAAAUUCUGCGUCUCCGGCACGGCCAACAAAUUAUAAAAAACUGCGAGAUCAAAAUGGCAGAACCCGUUUGGCGCGUGCUUGUGCGGCUCAGGAAUUGGAUUCCGUGAUUGCAAAACAUGAGGAACGCCCGGAGGAUUUGAACGUUCCUGACAAUGCUGGAAAUACACCCCUACAGAUCGCAUCUCUGGAAGGUAGUGCGCCUAUUGUCAAAUAUCUAAUUGCUGCAGGAUGCGAAGUCGAAACAUGCAACAUCGAUAAAGACACUCCGCUGAUAGAUGCUGCGGAGAACGGCCAUGAAGAGGUUGUAAGGAUCCUUCUAAAAGCCGGUGCAAAUCCGCGAGCCGUCAACUCACAAGGAGAUGAGCCAAGUGAUCUGGUUCCGGAUGACUGCGACGAAAUUCGACGGCUGUUGGAAGAAGCAAAAGCUAAACCACGACCAAAUCGACGAUCAGAAGAAACAGUCCCGCCUCCAAAUCGGGAAUCCUCAUCUCGGCGGAUAUCAGGUGCUAGCCCGCGCGAUUCCCCUCCAGUUAGUGGUGGGCGCAGCCCUCCUCUCUUCAGCAGCAUGGCAUCCAAGCGAAAGAGUGUGCGAAGUGAAGCUACUAGGAAUGACCUGCUAUGGACCAAGGCUACACCCGAGAAUCUCCAGGCGUUUGCUGCGAAAGGUGACAUUGCUGGCGUUGCAAAUAUACUCAACGUGGGACAGAAAGCCGACACGGAAUCAAUGAUCGCCGCUGCUAAGGGUGGCCAUGACGAGGUUUUGUCGCUACUUCUUGGUAUGGGGGAUGCUGAGCCUGAUCCCGCUCCAGUACCAUCCCAGAAAGCCGGCCACAACACCCCAAUGCUUGCUGCAAUUGGCCGCGGAAACCUUGCUGUGAUUAAGCUAUUCCUAGACCAGCCUGGGUUUAACCCAGCCCGUCGACUUUAUGAUGGUCUGACCUAUUUCGAGAUAUCAAAGAAGCGCAGAGCAGACAAUUGGGAGGAAGAAUAUGAUACCCUCAGAGAGGCAUAUGACAAACAUUUUAAGAAUAAGAAACAGCGCAAGUCUGACCUCUCCCCCCGCCAACGGCGGGAAAAGGAGAAGGAUACAAAACGACCCAUGCGGAGGGAAUCCUCAUCGCCCGUUUCUCGGUCCAGGAAAAACGGAAGUCCUGGGGCCCGCGACUCUACGAAGGAUCUGGCUGUAUCAAGAGAGAAGAAGGGGGUUGCUCAUCCGAGAGAUAAAAUCGGCUCUGGCAUUUCUCGUCCGAAACACACGCAUCAGGACUCAGACACAAUUCGCACGGAACCGCCCAGACAGAAACCUGUGUCGUCGAUAAAGGAUGGUGAUUCAGCCCGGGGCGAUGAUGUCAUCAAACGAAGGCGCCUGAUCGCGGGACGACCACCCCAGGAUCGAGAUCGCAAGAUGCCCAGCUUACACUCGUCGGACUCAUUAUCGGGCCGGGAGGAUAAUGUUAAAUCCCGGCCAGACCGUUCUUCUGAACCCGUUUCUAGAACCCCACAACUGAAGCGUGGACGUAGCAGUGCUAGUCCUGAACGACCUCGUUCUCGCGGGCCUGAGUCCGAGCGUCAUAAUCGCGAUGUUCUAAAGAAGAAGAGAAGGGUUCUAUCAGAGGAAGGGGCGCCAAAUGUUACUAAUGGAGGUUUAAAGAGACACCAUACGGCUGCAGCGGAUGGUAUCAAAUCGCCUCCUCGGCAAAGACACGGUGUUGGCUCCAGCGAUUCGAAGCCGGAUCGUUCAGAGGAUUUACGCACUGCUCCCUCCAAAGACAGAAAUUUGGUCAAAGAAGAACGGGAAAAGCACGAGACGAACGACUUGGCUCACAUUCCCAUGGAGGAAGCGAAGGCGGCGGAUACGGACAAAGAAGUUUCCCAGGCGGAAGAGACAUCGAAACACAACCCGUUGGUUGACCAAGCCGAAUCCGAUGGUGAUGUCGAACCGGAGAUCGCCCCAGGCGAGGCGGCUGAACCAAAGUUGACCGAAAAGGCAGAGCAGGAACGAAUAGCCGAAGAAGCACGGGUCGCUGCAGAGGUAGAAGCAGAAAAGGCUCGAGCUCAAAAGGAAGAGGAAGAACGAGUAGCCCGGGUGGCCCGGGUAGCCCAGGAGAAGGCCGAAGAAGAGCGAAAACGAAAAGAGGCCGAGCAACGACGGAUCAAACAAGCAGAGGACGAGCGCCAAAAGCGACUGGAACAAGAAAGGCAACGACUUGCACGACUCCGUAGGGAGCAGGAAGAGCAUGAACAACGGCGGCGGGAUGCACUCCCUAGCCGGCUAUGUAUAGCUGCCAAUCUCGUCGGAUCGAGUGACCCCCAAGCACGAAGUCACUCAUGGCUGAGGAAAUUUAUGCCGGUGGUUACAGCCGAAACCAAACAGCUUGACCCUAGUUGCAACUCCGACCUUGCGAAUGAGCGAUGGGUCCCAAACUAUCUCGUCGCGCCGUUGUUAGCAACAAACGACCUCCAAUUAUCGCAAUACGCUAGUUGGGAGAAGCGCGACGUGACGCCAUCCCAACGAAUGAACCUAUGGCGAGUUACUCGGCGAAUGCUUGUGCAAGCGGAUGAUACUGAGUUCUUGACGGCAUCAUUUGGACAGAUCAUGCAGAAAGAUAGUGAAACCCGGAGCAAGUAUUUCAGUAUGGAACAUGUGUUUUGGGUUAAGCUAUCUGACUUCAUGGACCUCGUUCCACAUAUUCCGCAUCUACAUGGGUUGGACAUUCAAUUCCUGAAGAUGCAUAUCGACCAAGAACCGAUCUUGAACCCUGUUCUGCCGCCGCAGCCAAAUGGUUUUACUAAUGGGCCGCCGCAUAUUGGAAACCCUGGUCUUCUUUACGAACAAGGCUUGACGAAUGGCUAUGGGCACAGCCAGCCGAGUACAUAUGCCUGA
Messenger RNA from Aspergillus puulaauensis, 3750 nucleotides. RefSeq names its product putative histone deacetylase complex subunit (Hos4) (gene HOS4). Bases 1 to 3750 code for a protein of 1249 amino acids. The transcript has 2 exons. The record is from RefSeq and is a predicted model, not a curated record. NCBI's taxonomy places the organism in Eukaryota, Fungi, Ascomycota, Eurotiomycetes, Eurotiales, Aspergillaceae. Gene Ontology annotation, molecular function: protein binding.